Neoarius graeffei (lesser salmon catfish) is the source of this 7603-nucleotide messenger RNA. It is a transcript of the gene mtrex, whose product is annotated as Mtr4 exosome RNA helicase. Gene Ontology annotation, molecular function: ATP binding; RNA binding; RNA helicase activity. The transcript is spliced from 27 exons. Bases 19 to 3123 code for a protein of 1034 amino acids. NCBI's taxonomy places the organism in Eukaryota, Metazoa, Chordata, Actinopteri, Siluriformes, Ariidae. Gene Ontology annotation, cellular component: nucleus. The record is from RefSeq and is a predicted model, not a curated record. Gene Ontology annotation, biological process: RNA catabolic process; maturation of 5.8S rRNA.
UCUUCUCAAGGGGCGAAAAUGGCGGACGCCUUCGGAGACGAUUUGUUCAGCGUUUUUGAUGACGAACAGACGACUUCUAGUAAAAAGCCGAGCUCAAAGACUGAUGCUCGAUUCGGGAAAACAGCUGGUACAGAAAGGACAGAAUCCUCAUCUGGAACGAAGGCGAAACGAGAGGCAGAAAACGAUGGGGCUGAUGAGGUUUCGUUCGGUAAAAAGGCCAAACUGGAAAUGCCGCUAUCGGAGGAUAUCAAUCUUUCAGACUUGAUGCCGAAAGUCAAAGUGGAGCAGGUUGAGACGGUGGAGGGCUGCACGCACGAGGUGGCACUGCCUGCAGAUCAGGAAUAUACACCGCUGAAACCACGAGUAGGAAAAGCAGCCAAGGAGUACCCAUUCAUUCUUGACCCAUUUCAGCGCGAGGCCAUUCUGUGCAUCGACAACAACCAGUCUGUCCUCGUCUCCGCUCACACCUCGGCCGGGAAAACCGUGUGCGCAGAGUACGCCAUUGCUCUGGCUCUGAAAGCGAAGCAGCGAGUGAUCUUCACCAGCCCCAUUAAAGCUCUGAGUAAUCAGAAAUACAGAGAAAUGUACGAGGAGUUCCAGGACGUGGGACUGAUGACUGGAGAUGUGACUAUUAACCCCACUGCCUCCUGCCUCGUCAUGACCACCGAGAUUUUGAGGAGCAUGCUGUACCGGGGGUCAGAGGUCAUGCGUGAAGUGGCCUGGGUCGUAUUUGACGAGAUCCAUUACAUGAGAGACUCUGAGCGUGGUGUGGUGUGGGAGGAAACCAUCAUCCUUCUUCCCGAUAACGUACAUUACGUCUUUCUGUCAGCCACCAUCCCAAACGCGCGGCAGUUCGCGGAGUGGAUCUGUCACCUGCACACACAGCCUUGCCACGUGGUGUACACAGACUACCGACCGACUCCGCUGCAGCACUACAUAUUUCCAGCAGGUGGCGACGGGCUUCACUUGGUCGUGGAUGAGAACGGUGAGUUCAGGGAGGAUAACUUUAACACAGCCAUGCAGGUUCUCCGAGAUGCUGGAGACCCCGGAGCGAGUGGAGGAGGGAAAUGGGACCCUAAAGGAAGAAGAGGAGGGACCAAGGGUUCAUCCAAUGUGUUUAAGAUUGUGAAGAUGAUCAUGGAGAGGAACUUCCAGCCGGUCAUCAUCUUCAGCUUCAGUAAGAAGGAGUGUGAGGCGUAUGCUCUACAGGUGUCCAAACUCGACUUCAAUACAGAUGACGAGAAGAAACUGGUGGAGGAGGUUUUCAGCAACGCCACAGACUGUCUGUCAGAUGAGGAUAAAAAGCUGCCACAGGUGGAGCACGUUCUGCCUCUGUUGAAGAGAGGAAUUGGGAUCCACCAUGGCGGACUGCUGCCCAUCCUGAAAGAGACCAUCGAGAUUCUCUUCUCUGAGGGACUACUGAAGGCCUUGUUUGCAACAGAGACAUUUGCCAUGGGGAUCAACAUGCCUGCUCGCACCGUGCUCUUCACCAGCGCACGCAAGUUCGAUGGCAAGGACUUCCGCUGGAUCAGCUCGGGAGAAUACAUCCAGAUGUCAGGCCGAGCCGGGAGGAGAGGGAUGGACGAAAGAGGAAUAGUCAUCUUUAUGGUGGAUGAGAAGAUGAGUCCAGCUGUGGGGAAGCAGCUCUUAAAGGGUUCUGCUGACCCUCUGAACAGCGCCUUCCACCUCACCUACAACAUGGUCCUGAACUUGCUGCGCGUGGAGGAGAUUAACCCCGAGUACAUGCUGGAGAAGUCCUUCUACCAGUUCCAGCACUACAGAGCAGUCCCUGGUGUAGUGGAGAAGAUGCAGAAACUGGAGGAGAUGUACAACAGCAUCGAGAUUCCCAAUGAGGACAGCGUGGUCACUUACUAUAAAAUCCGCCAGCAGUUAGCCAAGCUCGCCAAAGAGAUCGAGGAAUACGUGCAUAAACCCAAAUACUGCCUGCCUUUCCUCCAGCCCGGCCGGCUCGUCAAGGUAAAAAAGGACGAUUUGGAUUUCGGCUGGGGCGUCGUCGUUAAUUUCUCCAAGAAAUCAAACGUCAAGGCCAGCACUGGUGAUCUGGAUCCUCUGUAUGUAGUGGAAGUUUUAUUACACUGCAGUAAGGAAAGCGUGAAAAAUGCUGCAACAGAAGCAGCCAAACCAGCAGCACAGGGAGAGAAAGGAGAGAUGCAGGUGGUGCCCGUCAUGCUGAAUCUCCUCACCUCCGUCAGCUCCGUGCGGCUUUACAUCCCCAAAGACCUGCGGCCCUACGACAACCGACAGAGCAUGCUUAAAUCCAUACAGGAGGUACAGAAACGUUUCCCUGAUGGUCUCCCUCUGUUAGACCCCAUUGAUGAUAUGGGUAUUAAAGACUCUGGACUGAAGAAGGUCAUCCAGAAGGUGGAGGCCUUUGAGCACAGGAUGUACACACACCCACUCCACACUGACCCCAGCCUCGGGGCUGUCUACGCACUCUGUGAGAAGAAAGCAGUAGUUGCAGGUGAUAUCAAGGCAGCAAAACGGGAGUUGAAGAAAGCCCGGACCGUGCUACAGAUGGACGAGCUGAAGUGUCGGAAGCGAGUGCUGCGGCGCCUCGGGUUCGCCACGUCCUCCGACGUCAUCGAGGUGAAGGGGCGGGUCGCCUGCGAGAUCAGCAGUGCGGAUGAGCUGCUCCUGACCGAGAUGAUGUUUAACGGUCUCUUUAACGACCUGACAGCUGAGCAGUUGACGGCUUUACUGAGCUGCUUUGUCUUCCAGGAAAAUGCUAAUGAGAUGCCUAAACUUACAGAGCAGUUAGCAGGCCCACUCCGACAGAUGCAGGAAUGUGCCAAGCGCAUCGCUAAAGUCUCAGCCGAGGCGAAGCUGGACGUGGAUGAGGACACUUACCUGAACCAGUUCCGUCCUCACCUCAUGGAUGUAGUGUACACUUGGGCCAACGGAGCCUCGUUCUCUCAGAUCUGCAAGAUGACGGACGUUUUUGAAGGCAGCAUUAUUCGCUGCAUGAGGCGUCUGGAGGAGCUUCUGAGGCAGAUGUGCCAAGCAGCCAAGGCCAUCGGGAACACUGAGCUGGAGAACAAGUUCGCUCUCGGCAUCACGAAGAUCAAGCGUGACAUUGUGUUUGCUGCCAGUCUUUACCUCUGAAGGAUGAAGCUGCUGUUGAGAAAUUCCUUCCCUUUAUCAUCAAGACAACAACAUGAUGGUGGUGACAGAACAUGUUUAUUAACAUUCAGCUUCACGACUCCAAUGACUUCCUUCUUUUGUCUUCAGACAGCACAAUGUGUUUUUGGUGUGUUUUUUUUUUUUUUUUUUGUACAUAGUGUUUUAACAUAAUUUUAAUUAAAAAAAAAAGGUGUAUAGCAAGAGUUAUUUUUCUUUAAAAAAAAAAACUUUGCUAGAGGAGCAAAUCUGUUAGCAUCAUACACAGGAAAGCAGCAUCAGCAGCCCAAAGGCAUCACGAGACGCAGAGUCUGGGCAGAGCAGAAGGGGAAAGCAGGGGUUACAUUCACAGGUUUCCACCCCAGUGGUCCUUCCUCACAGUCGGUGUGCGCUGAUAGACCGUGCUGUCGGAACAGCGAGACGCAGAACGUGGCUUCGGUGUUUGGUGCAGCUUCAGUUAGUGGCAUCAUAGUGGUUUCCAUUAGUCGGUGUCUCCUGGAGAGUAGUGUGCACUAUCUCGUCAUCUUUCUUUGGGGCUGGUGGCUUCUUGAAGAAAUCAGACACGAAGAAGACCUGAGGGAGAAAUGUAAGGAUUAUGCUAUAGGGUUUUAUAUAAAUAAAUAAAAGAUGGAACAAGGCUUAGAAUACAAGAGUGGACAAAUCGCAAACUCAAACUGAUUUCAUGUCCGCCACGCUUGAGUUGAGUUUUGGUUUGUAGUUGCUUAGAUGAGUCGUCAAAGCAGGAAGUUGGAAUUUUCAGGCACUGUUUUCUUUCUCCAGUGUGGGCAAGAAACAUGAAUGCCUCCAUGUUCAUCUGUCCAGCCAGCAAACCACUGUGAUGCACAGUUUAUUAGGAACACCCACUGUUCUGUGCAGUUCCCUUGACAUCAUGCAGAUACAAUUCUUCAGUUAAGCCUCGGUCACGGCUGGUCUACGUGCAAGAAACGCACGGAGGGCGCGCGUACGACGUGGAUUUUCGAGCCGUAGACCGGCCGCAGAGGUUCUUUGUCAUGUCAAACAAACUCUACGGGCGCUUACGUUUUUUUCAGGUUGCAAGACAAACUUGCGGCCAACGUGCGUCUUUCUCCACGAACAAAAAAAAACGCAGCUAUGUGGGAAACGCCAAAAAUCGCACGUCCAGUUAUUCCAGUCGUGACCUAGGCUUUAACGUUCACUUCAAACAUCAGAAUGGGAAAAAUUGUGAUCUCAAAGCAUGACUGACUUUCACUGUGGCAUGGAUGUUGGUUUGAGUAUUUCAGAAAGUGCUGGUCUCAUGGGGUUUACCCAGAAUGGUGCAGAAAACAAAAAAGUGAGCGAGCGACAGUUCUGUGGGUGGAAACGAGCGCCUUGUUGAUUAAGAGGGGUCUGAGAAAAAUGGACAUUGUUUCGAGCUGCCAGGAAGGAUAUAGGUAACUCUUUACAGCUGUGGUGAGCAGAAAAGCAUGCAACAUUGGGUUCCACUCCUGCAGCCAAGAACAGGAAUCUUAAAAUCAAGAACAAGUUCCUAUCAAAGUGGCCAGCAAGUGUAUAUUUAGACACGUUACAUGUUGGUUACUAUGCUGAUUUGAUGUCGCUUGCUGAACUUGGAUGUUCGAGACCCUUAAAGCCUCGGUCACAACCGGCCAUACGUGCUCCUACGGCCAGUCUACGUGCAAGAAACGCACGGAGGGCGCGCGUGUGACGUGCUGAUUUUCAAGCCGCAGACCGGCCGCAGAGGUUCUUUGUCAUGUCAAACAAACUCUAUGGGCGCUUACGUUUUUUCAGGUUGCAAGACAAACUUACGGCCAACGUGCGUCUUUCUCCGCGAUUUGGGGAAACGCCAAAAAUCGCACGUCCGGUUGUGACCUAGGCUUAAGGGACGUUAUCUUAUGGCCCUUUUCCACUACCCUUUUUCAGCUCGCUUCAGCCCAACACGGCUCGCGUUUCGACUACCUUAGAGCAGCAUGACUCAGCUCGCUUCAGCCCUGCUUAGCACCCAAAACUCGCACGGUUUUGGAGUGGGGCUGAAGCGAGCCGAGCCGAGUGGGGCUAGGGGCGUGAGCCAGACACUCCCCUGUGCACUGAUUGGUGAGGAGGAGUGUCCUCACAUGCCCACACACGCCCCGCGAGCACGCUGGGAUCUGUAAACACCGUAAACCCGGAAGAAUAAUAAUUACGAAUUACGAGAAUUUCUGAAGCCUUAUGCGCCUCGCCUCAUCUAUACGCUCUUGCCAGUAUCUGUUGGCGUUGUCGGUGACAACAAGCCACAGCACCAAGACCAGCAACACUAACGACUCCAUGUUUAUUGUUUACUAUCCGGGUCGUGAGACUACCGCUUAAAAGAUCACUGAUGUCACUGUUUGCGCCGCCUAACGACAUCGAGUGACGUCCACCCACUUUCGCGACCUCCACCCAAUGUGUCCACCCACUUCCAGCCAGCACGGUUCAGCGCGGUUGUAGUCGAAAUGCAACUCCAACAGCCCCGCUCAGCCCGACUCAGCCCAACUCAGCCGCGUUGGUAGUGGAAAAGCAGCAUUAGGUUUUUCCUGCUUGGAAAUUGCAAGUUACAGCGUUUGUUCAAUGAGAAAGAACACGCAUCCUGUCGACUUUUGCAAAAUGAAUGUCAUCGUCUGGCGUGAAUGUUUAAAAGGCUAUCUGUAAACCUCGAUGCAUAUGCUUCCAAAUCCCACCGCCUGCUGCACUACACACAUUGGGUGUUCUUUAAUAGAGGGAUGUAAUAGAGGAACUUGCACGUGACAUGACAACGUGGUCUUUUCAGAAUCUGAAACCGUGUCGAGGGUGUGAAUGAUGUGAUACAACAGAACCCUUAUCAGGAGCUGAUGGGGAUUACAGCCACACCGUUGUUCCCUUAGUCUGAAUUAUAGCCAGUUAGUUUGCUAGUGCACGUUUUAUUACAUUAUGUUAACGACCACUUCUCAGCCCAGUCAGUUAGGUUUCCAGGCAACCGAAUUGUCUGAGUAACACCCAAUGUCCACAUUGAUAAGUUUCUAAAUAGGAUUUUGGUCAUGGACACUUUAACAAAAACGCAUACUUUAGUGGUAAUGCAAAUGACGGGUCUGGUCCUGUUAAAAACAAUAAACAUGUCUUUAGGGGAAUAAAAAGCUCUAGGGCUCUAGUAAACACCUAAAAUAUUACUGAACCCAUUUAAAUAAUGAGCUUGCUCUUAAAAUAAAUGGAUCAGACAAUCUGUUCCAAAGUAAUUAUUAUUUUUUUUUUGGUUGCCAAAGUGUUACUACACCUGCACUCGGUCACAUUUAAAGUUGGUCCUGAUGGUCAUUUACUUCAAGUGUUACCCAUAAUGCCCUGCAAACAUCAGUUUUAACACUGAAAAGAAGCUGCUUGCUAGCCAGGUUACAGAGCUCAUGUGUAGGAGUCGGUCAGGACCUGAUUGAGGACAGGGAGGAUCAUUAGCUACUGAAAGGUGACAGGUCAAGUGAUUUUGUGUUUUAAGACUGCAGUAAAACCUGAAGAGCUGAACAGUAUGUGCCAUAAUCACCCUGCUUAAAAAUAAACAUGACCAGGAUAGACUUUAAACAGAAUUCCUCAGGCGGUGUGUGGAUUUUUUUUCCUAAAAAGGUGGGAAAAUUAAUUUUAAAACCCCUUUGUGAAGACGGUGUAUAAUAACCAAUAUAUCUAGGCGGAGACAAGGACCCUUACCACCAGUAAGGCCAUGCCCGCUCCUUGUAUGAGGCCCGUGAGGACGUCGCUCCAGUGGUGUUUAUAGUCGGACACGCGGGACAGUCCUGUGUAUAUAGAUGCAGCAACCAGGAAGAACUGGAUUGUGGGUCGUAGGAGUCGAGCCCAUUCAUCCUGCCAUCGAGCCUGCAGAUAAAGCUGAGAGAAGGAAGAAGUGAUUUAGAGGUGUGAAUGAUAUAUGAUAUAAAAUGUACAAAACCUUUACACUACUCAGUGAAGGGAUGUUUAGUGUUUGCUGCUUAAUUGGCAGAGGUGUGUAAAAAUUAGCAUGUGGAAAACAAUCAGUACGUUUACAUGCACAUCCAAAUCGAGCUACUGUCGGUAAUCGAGCAAAGGGUCCCAGCAGGAGUGCCAGAGAAAUCCAAUCCUACAUGCAACUGUGAAAUCGAGCUAUUGUGUAAGGUGCAUUGUGCACCCGAGCCACACGUGGCGCUACAUGCCCCAUCGUGUUGGUACACUUCCGGUUGUCGUCAUGAAGAAGAGCUAUACUGUUCCCAGAUACUGCUGACGUAUUCCAGCCCAAAACAUGUUCAAAUCCGCCAAAAAGCACUUAAAACCCCCAAUCUGGCAACAUUGGCAGUUCCGUGUUCAAGCUGUUAGGCUUGCUCUAACAGACUGUAUGGCUACAAACUGUCCUGCGCAGACCACUGUUUUGUAAGACAACUUAUUUUGCACAAUUGUAUAUUUUUCUAAAGUCCAUUUUUUGCUUACAAAAAAAUAUUUUUUUUUUGCUUACAAUUUAACUUGUCUUAAUAAACACAAAGUUAAA